UGCCUCAGCGUCCGGCGCCUGCAAUUGCUCUCAUUGAGCAAUCCCAUCCCUUCCAUCUCCUCUCCCUCGAUCGCCGCCAUCCACACAAUGUUGGCCCGGUCGUGCGCACGGGCGACUCGCUCGUCGGGUCCGAUUCGGUCGCUGCUACAGAAGGCCACCUCGCGUGCGUCCUCAACAUCGGCAUCGGAACCCUCAAAAGCUGGCAACGUGGUGGGGAAUAUUCUCGCUACAUCGGGGGCAACGCUGGUCGGUGUUGGUGCUGUUGCGUGGUACUACAAUCAAUAUGGACCGCGUGCAUUGGCGAUGACACCGGCUGAGGAAGGUCUUCACGCAACCGCUUAUCCCUGGGAACACGAAAAGCUCUUCAAGACAUUCGAUCAUCAAGCUCUCCGCCGCGGUUUCCAAGUCUACCAGGAAGUUUGCGCGGCUUGCCACUCGCUGAGUCGCAUACCGUACCGCUCGCUCGUCGGCACGAUCAUGACCGUGGACGAAGCCAAGACAUUGGCGGAAGAGAACGAAUACGACUCCGAGCCGAACGACGAGGGAGAUAUCGAGAAGCGUCCCGGAAAGCUGGCUGAUUACCUCCCUGAUCCUUACAAGAACGAUGAGGCAGCUCGUGCGGCCAAUCAAGGAGCGCUUCCACCGGACCUCAGCUUAAUUGUCAAGGGUCGCCAUGGCGGAUGCAACUACAUCUUCAGCCUGUUGACCGGAUACCCGGAAGAGCCACCGCCAGGUGCCGCUGUACCGGAAGGCCUCAACUUCAACCCGUACUUCCCUGGUACUGGCAUCGCCAUGGCCCGGGUUCUGUAUGACGGACUUGUGGAAUACGAAGACGGCACGCCCGCGACGUCGUCUCAAAUGGCCAAGGACGUGGUCGAGUUCCUGAACUGGGCGGCCGAACCCGAAAUGGACCAACGCAAGAGGAUGGGCUGGGAAGUGAUGGCGAUCGGCAGCGCCCUCAUGCUUCUGUCCGUCUGGGUGAAGAGGUACAAAUGGGUGGGCAUCAAGACACGGAAGUUGGUUUAUAAUCCGCCUGUGGGCCCCAGGUCUCGGACACCGCGUGGUGCAUAGAGUGGCACGGGGGGCGUUAGUCGCGAAGGGAUGUUGUGGGCACUAGAUUCCGCUCUCAUGCGAUAGGGGGACUUGUACAAAAUACAACUUGUUUGGCACGCCAUCCACUUAUAUCUAAAAAGAUCGAUAGAUGUACUUCUGAACUGUACUGUACCGCCAGCUUCUAUGAAAUUUGGUUUCAUUUGUUGCAUAGCGUCAUCUGAUGCGACGGAUGGAGACGUGCUACGCCCAAUCCCGCCUCCAUACUAUUAAGGGAACCCCGAACG
Eremomyces bilateralis CBS 781.70 is the source of this 1337-nucleotide messenger RNA. RefSeq lists its product as uncharacterized. NCBI's taxonomy places the organism in Eukaryota, Fungi, Ascomycota, Dothideomycetes, Eremomycetales, Eremomycetaceae. Gene Ontology annotation, molecular function: heme binding; electron transfer activity. Gene Ontology annotation, biological process: mitochondrial electron transport, ubiquinol to cytochrome c. The transcript is spliced from 4 exons. The coding region runs from base 88 to 1071 and encodes 327 amino acids. The record is from RefSeq and is a predicted model, not a curated record.